Molecule: messenger RNA, 3441 nt
Organism: Schizophyllum commune H4-8
Lineage: Eukaryota; Fungi; Basidiomycota; Agaricomycetes; Agaricales; Schizophyllaceae
Exons: 15
Coding region: 1-3441 (1146 amino acids)
Biological process (GO): regulation of DNA-templated transcription; DNA-templated transcription
Molecular function (GO): DNA binding; zinc ion binding; DNA-binding transcription factor activity, RNA polymerase II-specific
Source: RefSeq, a predicted model, not a curated record
AUGCCCCAGGCCGUACGCAGGGAGAGCGCGCAGACGGCGCAGACCAUGCAGGACAAGGAGCUCAAGCGGGCGCGGGGCGCGAUCUCGUGCGCUGAGUGUCGAAGGCUCAAGCUCAAGUGCGACAAGACCGUCCCGUGCUCAAGUUGCAAACGUCGGGGCUGCUCAGCAAUUUGCCCUAAUGGCUCCCUCAAGACCGGACAAGGCACACGAUUCGUGCUGGCGGACACCGAGAAGCUGCAUCACAAGAUCGCCCAAAUGUCUGACCGCAUACGGCAGCUCGAGGACGCGCUGGCCCUGCUACAGUCCACGAUGACGAACGAGCCGCACCCGCUGCUGUCUCGCGACUUAAUGAAGAUCAAAUCGAGUAUAGAUCUGCAUUCGGCCGUCGACGAGCAGGAGAGCGACCAGCCUGCCAGCGCACCGGAGCCCGACGAGUCACCUCUGGACCAGUUUGGCACGCUCGCGAUCCGUGAUGACGGCGGCGCGACCUUCUACGGGCGCUCUGCGGGGUCAGAGAGCUUACUUGUGCGGGAAACAGCUGACUCACCAGAGUCCACGCCACCAUUGCCUUCAGCCCAGGUUCUAGGGCAGUCCUACGAUAAUCCCUCGCUCGUGGAGCAUAUCUCGAACAUGUUCCCCUUCCAGCCGACCUAUGCCUCCGUCUCGUUUGCUCAGCUACGCUCAUUCCUGCCACGCUGGGAACGCGCCUCUGCCCUCUUCGCCCUCUACCUUGAGGUCGGACCCUGGUUCUUCGGCGUCGUCACCAAAGGCCAAGUCGAAGACGAAAUCAUCCCGCUCUGGUACCCCGAAUCCGACGCCUCAAAUGCCGCCACCUCCUCCCACUUCCCCUCCACGCCCGUCAGCCCAGGCCCCGGUGCAUCAAACCCGAAGGAGAACGCGCACGAGCUCGCGGUCGCGUUCAUGGUGCUCUGCUUCGGCGCGCUCACGGAUCUCGAUCUGCCACCCGCGCCGGACAACCAGGAUGCGGAGCAGUAUUACUCGCUGUCUAAGGCGGCGAUCGGGCUGGAACCGCUGCUCGAUCGGUCGCCGUCGAUCGCGACAGUGCAGACGCUGGCGAUGAUGGGUAUCUACGAGGGCUUGCGGAAUAAGGACAACGGGAUUGAGGCCACGUGGAUGCUCAUGGGCAUGGCGUGCAAAAUGGCGCAGAGCAUUGGGUUGCAUCGAGAUUCAGCACGCUUCAAGCUGCCCCCUGCAGAAGUCCAGAAGCGGAGAGCGUUAUUCUGGGAGCUCUUCAUUACCGACUGCUGGCAGAGCCUCGCUACCGGGCGACUUGCCACGUUCUCCCUCCCCUUCGUCGAUUGCGAGCUCCCAGGAGACCCAGAUCAGACAAUGGCCGAAGACGGGACGCCACAACCCAGCUUUCCGUACUGGAAAGCCCGCUUCGGCGCGGAGUGCGUGGCUGCCGUGUCGCAGGGCGUGCUAACCGCCCGCGCGCCGCGCUACUCGAUCAUCCUCGACCUGGAUCGCAAGGUCCGCAACAUGGAGCUGCCAAAGUACGCCCAGGGUGAUCCGCCGACGGGUGUGAGCCUCGGCAAGACGAUGCUUCAUUUCAUGCCCAUCAACUACAAGGAGCUUACGCUGCAGUACAUCCAUCGCUGUUUCUUCGCGCACGCGCUCACGACGUCGGCGGACCCGAUGAAGAGCGAGUACGCGCCUUCGUUCACGGCGGGCUACCUCAGCGCGAAGACAAUGAUCUCGAGCGUGAAGCAGCAGUUUCUGCUCUUCCCGAAGCAGAUAUGCCGGUUCUGGGUGCUGUGGACGCAUGCCUUCUCGUCAUCGGUGAUGCUGUCGUCCGUCGUGACGCACAGUCCGAAGACGAAGGUGGCGCAUGCGGCGCUGCUGGAGUUGCGAGGGGCCCUCGAACUCUUUGAGAGCGCGGCGUCUCAUGGUGGCCGAGCGCAAAAAUUCCUUCCCAUCAUCCGGCGCCUGCAUACCCAAUCUCAGCAUGUGUUCCUGGAGACCAACAGCGGCGUCCCGCCACGCAUCCAUAACGACAUCUUCCGACCUUCGAGCCAGGACGACGACCGGGACGACCUGCUUGUCUUCAGCGGCAAGACGACGACUGUGACCACGAAGGCGCGCUCGAACGCAGGUAGUCAGUCGGGCGGCUCGCAGCGCUCGAGCAUGUCCCCCGGUCAUCCGGAUGCGACAUCCCCAGACUUCGCGAGCAACCCGGUGUUCGCGGACGUGCACCCGGGGUUGAUCAGCGAGCUCGACGGGUUCGAGGGCGCGAUCACGGCGCAGCUGCAGGAAUUCUAUGCUGUGGGGGAUGCGCGGCGGGGCUCGCAGGUGGACUUUGGCCGGAUGGCGCAGCAGCGGUUGCGCGUGCAGGUGCCGGGGGCGGGCGAGCGGCAGGCCUUCGGGGAGAGGAUGAGUCCGACGUAUGGGGAGCAAAUGGCGAUGCAGGCGUCGGGAUCGCAGCCGUUCCCGCGCCGCCCUUCGGAUGCGCACGAUACGAACAGGCGACUGUCGGUAUCGCAGCGCAGAGUCUCGGGGGAUAUGCAACAGCAGCCCAAGCAGCAAGCGCACACGCCGGAGCUCUAUGGCUCGCCGCACAGCAGCCAUCAGCAGCCUUCUCCCAUGGCUUCCGGCGGCGCUUUCCCCCAGUACUCCUCGGCCACGACUGAGUUCACUCAGUACACCUUCCCGCAGUCGCAUUCCUCGGCGUCCAACCAAUCGCCUGCGCAGACUAUGGCCGAUCGCUCGUAUGGUCAACCUCAGCCAGAUCAGGGACCGUUCUCAGUCAACCAAGGUCGAGCUCAGGACCAUGCCACGGAUGCGCACUACCAAGCCGAGCAGCAGCGCAGGCAGCAACUAGAGCAACAGCAAAGACAGCAGCAAGAAGAAGCGUACCGCCAAUCUCUUGCGCAACAGCAGCAUUCACACCAUCAUGAGCAACUGGCAUACCCACCUGACCAGGACCAGUAUGCGUAUGCACCACAGGUGCAACAAUCGCUUCCCCAGCAGCCGCAACCUCAGCGUCAUAUGCAGGUCGUGUCACAACCUGCGCAUGCCGGACAGCAUCACAACCACGGGAGCGCAUAUACGUCUGGGAGUGCAUCUUACCAGACCUUUGCUGGCGCCUAUCAACCUGGUGCUGCCUCGUACGACCCUUUGCCGGCUGAUAUUCCACGGGCGACGGCCGCGACCUAUGGCUCUUCCUUUGCUCCAUUGACGAACGGUGUCGCUGCUCCGCCAUAUACACAAGGCGGCGAGAGACAUCCACACAACGGACAUGCGUACGCCAAUGGGAGGAAUUUGCCGCCAAAUGGACAUGCUGGCCAUGGUUACCCGCCUGGGCAUGUUCCUCCAACGUAUACACCAGACUUUGCGAUGCAUGGGACGGCGGCGGAUGACCCGCACUUGCAAGCCACCUGGGACUACAUGACUAUGUCGCCCGAUUACCAUCAUCAUGGGUAA